This is a messenger RNA of Cotesia congregata, 1653 nucleotides long. The record is from the annotation of a GenBank genome assembly. Lineage: Eukaryota; Metazoa; Arthropoda; Insecta; Hymenoptera; Braconidae.
AUGACAAGAUUUGCACGAGCGAAAGGUUCCAAGGCGUCAAAUGAACGGCUACCUUGCGAAGCAACUCCAUGGCACGUGAUGAAACAGCAGCUGGAUACUGUCAAAGCCAAGGAAAGUUCAGAGAAGCCAAAAAAUGCCAAGGAACUAUUGAAAGAAAAGGAUGAUCCUUAUUACUGGGACACAGUGGUGAAUAAGACUGAAUGGGCGACCCUUGAUACUGACAAACCUUCAAAAAGUGUCAAAAAAAAUAAUCCUGGUAAAGUUGAAAAAAAUUCUCCGAAAAAAAGUGCCUUGAAAAAAGCAAGUCUUGAUAAUUCAGUGUCUCUUAAUGAUUCUAAUGAUAAAUCUCGAAAAAGGAAACCUGAAGAAGUUGAAAAGACUGCUGGUGAAACAGAGAAUGUUCCUAAGAAGAAGAAAAAAAAUAAACUUGCUAAUAAUGGAGAAGAAAAUGUUGUAGAAAAUUUUCCUAAGAAGAAGAAAAAUAAAAUUGUUAAUAAUGGAGAAGAAAAUGUUUCUAAGAAGAAAAAAAAUGAAAUUGUUAAUAAUAGAGAAGAAAAUGUUGUAGAAAAUGUUCCUAAGAAGAAAAAAAAUAAGCUUACUAAUAAUAAAGAAGAAAAUGUUUCUAAAAAGAAAAAAAAUAAACCUACUGCAAAUUCUGAAGAAAACUCAAUUGUUGAUGAAAAUAAAGAAGAAAAAAAAUUAAAUAAUGUUAAACUUAGUAAAAGACAAAAACGUAAUAGAAAAAAUAAAAUAAAAAAUGAUAAUUCUAAUCAACAAGAUGAAGUUAGCACACCAAUUACUUUUAAUGUCGAAGGAAAUGAUUGGAACAGUAGCAUUAAAUUCGGAUCUAGUGAUGGUAAAUCUAAAUUUAAGCCUAAGAAUAAUAAUAAUGAUAAUUCUAAGCCUGAAAAUAAUAAUUAUCCCAACAAUUACAACGACAAAAGAUUUAACCAAAGGGUAGUUAAGCAGCGACCAGCGAAAAUCCGCGACAACUUGGAGCACAAGCGAAGAAAACCGGAACCUGGAGCGCAGAAGGUGAUAAUUAAUGGAAUGGAAGUUGAGAUAGUCUUGCACGACGGAUUCCCGGUGAGGAAAGACGACGCGGAGAGACUAAAGGAACUGAGGAAGAAAUUGGUGAUGAACGGAAUCCCAAAACCUGAGAUUGAUAGAGCGAUGAAACUGGAGAGACGUAAAGCUGAGAAAGCUUUGGCGAGGAUUAGGAAGAAUGUUUGCUUCCAUUGUCGGAAGGCGGGUCACAACUUGUCGGAUUGUCCUGAAUUGGGACGGGAGGAAGCUGCUACUGGGAUCUGCUUCAAGUGCGGUUCUACUGAGCACACGCAUUUUGAAUGCAAAGUUAAUAAGAAGGAAGAGUUUAGGUUUGCAACUUGCUUCAUUUGUCGGGAACAAGGACACAUUGCUAAGCAGUGUCCGGAUAAUCCUAAUGGGCUUUAUCCUAAAGGAGGCGCUUGCAGUAGUUGUGGAGACGUUACGCAUCUUAAGAAGGAUUGUCCUGCUUUGAUAGAACAGAAAGAAGGAGCUAGGAUCACGCUUGGUACUAUUGCUGAUGUUGAUUCUUUGGAGACGAUUGAUGAGUUGGAUAAAAGUAAAAAGAAUGAAGUUGUAAAGGAGAGCAAGAAAAUUGUUAAAUUUUAA